Messenger RNA from Danaus chrysippus (African queen), 1452 nucleotides. Lineage: Eukaryota; Metazoa; Arthropoda; Insecta; Lepidoptera; Nymphalidae. The record is from the annotation of a GenBank genome assembly.
AUGGCCCAACCAAAAGCAGACAUUGCUCUCAUUGGGCUGGCAGUGAUGGGGCAGAAUUUAAUUUUGAACAUGGAUUCUAAAGGAUUUGUUGUUUGUGCUUUCAACAGAACUGUUGAGAAGGUCGACCAAUUUCUACAAAAUGAAGCGAAGGGUACAAAAAUUAUCGGAGCCAAAAGUCUUGAAGAUAUGGUCUCCAAGUUAAAAAAGCCGAGGAAAGUCAUGUUGUUAGUGAAAGCUGGUUCAGCUGUUGAUGAAUUUGUGAAGAAAUUGGUACCGCUACUAGAAAAGGGAGAUAUAAUUAUUGAUGGUGGUAACUCUCAGUAUUUGGAUACACAGAGGUGGUGCGAGGAGCUCGCUCCCAGUGGAUUACACUACAUCGGAAUGGGUGUAAGUGGUGGUGAAGAUGGCGCUAGGUAUGGACCUUCACUCAUGCCCGGUGGUCAUUCAGCGGCCUGGCAACAUGUUAAACCAAUUUUCCAGGCUAUCAGUGCUAAAGUUAACGAUGAGCCUUGCUGUGACUGGGUUGGAGAGAAUGGUGCUGGUCACUUCGUUAAAAUGGUCCACAACGGCAUUGAGUACGGAGACAUGCAGCUUAUAUGCGAAGCCUAUCAUCUUAUGAAGGAUGUUCUCGGCAUGGAACAAGAUGAAAUGGCGCAAGCCUUCGAUGAAUGGAACAAGGGUGAAUUGGAUUCAUUCCUCAUUGAAAUUACUCGGGACAUAUUGAAGUUCAAGGAUUCUGAUGGUAAAUACCUGCUUCCAAAGAUCCGUGAUGCUGCAGGGCAAAAAGGCACCGGCAAAUGGACCGGCAUUAGCGCCUUGGAAUACGGUGUGCCCGUCACUCUAAUUGGGGAGGCUGUAUUCGCGAGAUGCCUGUCAGCUUUAAAAGAUGAACGCGUGACAGCCAGCAAAUCACUACCGGGUUCAUCGAUCAAGUUCAGCGGCGACAAGAAACAGUUUUUGGAGCAUUUGCGGAAAGCACUAUACGCUAGCAAAAUUAUAUCAUAUGCACAAGGCUUUAUGUUGCUGCGCGAAGCUGCUAAGGUACACAAAUGGAACUUGAACUACGGUAGUAUAGCCCUCAUGUGGCGCGGAGGCUGCAUUAUCAGAAGCGUCUUCCUCGGCAAUAUAAAGGACGCAUUCAAGAAGAACCCUCAGCUAUCAAAUCUGUUAUUGGACCCGUACUUCCGUGAUCGUAUCAGCGUGUCUCAACAGUCGUUACGACAAGUCGUGUCGGAGGCGGCCUUACUUGGAGUGCCCGCGCCCGCCUUCGGAGCCGCACUCGCCUUUUAUGACGGCUAUAGAUCUGAUAUGCUGCCAGCUAACUUGCUGCAGGCUCAAAGGGACUAUUUCGGUGCUCACACAUACGAACUGCUAUCAAAGCCUGGUAAUUUCGUUCACACCAAUUGGACCGGCCACGGAGGCAGUGUCUCUGCGUCAACUUACAAUAAAUAA